Molecule: messenger RNA, 1985 nt
Organism: Neltuma alba
Lineage: Eukaryota; Viridiplantae; Streptophyta; Magnoliopsida; Fabales; Fabaceae
Product: GDP-mannose transporter GONST1
Exons: 8
Coding region: 525-1541 (338 amino acids)
Source: RefSeq, a predicted model, not a curated record
UCUUCUUGUCAUCGAGGAGGUGAGAACCUGAGAAUCAAAAAAGACAACAGAAGGUGGUAGCUCCAACUUCAACGACCAAAGAAGUUGGAUUCUCAAACUGUGACGAAAUUUCCUUUUGAAACCUUAAGUCCUUUCACUGAACUUUGUUCCGUGCAUCCAAUCUUUUUAUCUCCUUUAUUUCAUUCUAUGAGCUCCUACUUUUGUGGCUUCAUCCGCUGAAUUUUGUUAUUGCCUCUUCGUUUCGUUGAUUUUCUGAUUUUAGCUAUUUCUUCUGGCGAUUACUGCUGGGAGCCUCCAUGGGUUCUUCUUGACCAAAAACGAAACUUGAGUUAAUGAAGAUGCGCGAUGCUCUUAAGUCUUCAUUUCCUAUUUCUCAGUUUCUGUCGAGCCUAAAAUCCAUGGCUUAGACUCUGUAGAAUUCUGCAGUGUGUUGCCCUUGACAAUCCAUUAGAUUCCUUCCGAAGCCAGGCCAGAUCCUGUUCUUCAUAACUUUCCUUCCUUCGUCAUACUUAUUCUCACGUGAAAUGAAGCAUAAUUCUAAUAAUGAACUUGACUUGGAAAGUGGUAAGUUGGACAAGAACCAAGAGAGAACUAUACCAAGUGGCAGGGUAGUUAAAGUUCACAAUCAAGCCUUACUGUCUGGGCUUGCAUAUUGCUUAUCCUCGUGCAGCAUGAUAUUGAUUAACAAGUUUGUGCUUUCUAGUUAUGAUUUCAGUGCUGGGAUAUCGUUGAUGUUUUACCAGAAUUUCAUUUCAGUGAUUAUUGUUUCUGUGUUGAGCCUUCUGGGCCUAAUAUCAACAGAGCCCCUAACAUGGAGAUUGGUGAAGGUCUGGUUGCCAGUUAAUGUAAUAUUUGUUGGAAUGCUCAUUACAAGCAUGUAUAGUUUGAAAUUUAUUAACGUAGCUAUGGUGACUGUUCUGAAGAAUGUUACAAAUGUCAUAACUGCCCUUGGUGAAAUGUAUUUGUUCAAGAAGCAUCAUGACAACAGAGUUUGGGCUGCUCUAUUUUUAAUGAUCAUUUCAGCAGUAACUGGAGGGAUAACUGAUCUCACUUUUCAUGCAAUUGGCUACGCAUGGCAGAUAGUUAAUUGUUUCUUGACUGCAUCAUAUUCUUUGACUCUGCGCAAGGUCAUGGAUACUGCAAAGCAAGUUACAAAAUCUGGAAAUUUGAAUGAGUUUUCAAUGGUCUUGUUGAACAACACUCUUUCUUUGCCUCUGGGAUUGCUUCUGAUUUUUGUUUUCAAUGAGGUGGAUUAUCUCAUGAGAACACCACUUCUGAGAUUGCCUAGCUUUUGGUUAGUGAUGACCUUAAGUGGAUUUUUGGGGCUUGCGAUCAGCUUCACAUCCAUGUGGUUUCUUCAUCAGACAGGAGCUACGACUUACAGCCUGGUUGGUUCGCUAAAUAAGAUCCCUCUGUCAAUUGUUGGCAUCCUUCUCUUCAAAGUUCCCACUAGCUUGGAGAACUCUGCUAGCAUCUUCUUCGGUCUUCUGGCAGGAGUUAUUUUUGCAAGAGCCAAAAUGAGGGAGAAAUCUCAACCAUGAAAAACCCUAAAUUGCAUAAUGAUAACGUUUGCACCAGAGAGAACCCUUGUUCAUUUAUGGGAAAUUAUAUUUCUGAAUGAAGUGGAGGUUGAAAUCAUGCCUCUGAGAUACCAUCAAGAUAUACUAUCAGCUAAAUUGAUGGCCCUCUCUGUACAUGCAAUCACUUAAAUGGGGUUGUUUAAUGUACCCUUGUGCAUACAGGUACGGGACUGUGGUUUAACUUUUCUUUUUCACUGUGUGAAAAAAAUGGAGUGUGCAAGUUUCUGGUCCACGUUUUUGUGGAUCUUCUGGGGGGAUUGCAAUGAAUGACUCGCGUUGGGAGGAAAAAAAAUUGCCACAGCUUUUUCUCGGUCUGUUUCUGUAUAAUGUACCUACUCGUAUCCAUGUAUCAUCAAGAUUGGUUUAAUACGAAUACGAACACACUCUUAGUGGGGAAAGUGAAAA